CCCAAGACCACUCAGACUCUCUCAAAACCAUCUCAUCUCCAUCUCUUUCUGCACUUCUCAUCUCUUCUCGAUCUUCCCUUAGCUUCUUCUCUACUUUCUCUCCUCCCCUCAACCUUCUGCUGCUAACCCUAAACCCAUAAACACCAAACACUACCAGACCUUCAUAGCUUCAAGCUCUGAAGAUCUGGAGAUCCAGCCAAUUAUAUUGCUGAAAACCCAAGAAAUGUUGAAAAGAGAAGAUGGAAAUGGUGAAUUCAGCUCAAGAAUUUGUUGGAUGGUUACGUUUUCCCGUGGCUGUCUUUCUGUGAAGUAAAGAAGAAGGUGGAAAGAGAGAUAUAUAAUCAAGUACAUAUAUAUAUAUAUAUAUAUAUUUAUCAACUCUCCAUUCUCUUUUGAAUCAUUAUUACAGACUUUACUGUCGUCUUGUUUAGUCUACUCUGGUAAUAUAUUGAUUGAAGCGAAAGAAAGAAAGAAAGAAAGAAAAGAUGGAUCCAGUUUCUGCUGCUGGGCAUUCUCAGCUUCCUCCGCCGUUCCACACCAGAGAUUUCAACCUUCAGCACUUUCACACUGAGGAUGAAGGGAACAGCGCCGCCGCCAUGGCCGGGAACAAGCGGCGGGAGAGGGACGAAGGGAGUAACGACAACGCUGAAUCUAACGACGGGUUGGGGAUUGGUGGCGGAUCGGGAGAAGGGGAAAUCUCGAGACGGCCGAGGGGACGGCCGGCGGGAUCCAAGAACAAGCCGAAGCCGCCUAUAAUCAUCACGCGCGACAGCGCCAACGCGCUCCGGACCCACGUCAUGGAGAUCGCCGACGGCUGCGAUAUCAUGGAGAGCGUCUCCGCCUUCGCGCGCCGCCGCCAGCGCGGCGUCUGCAUUAUGAGCGGCACCGGAACCGUCAACAACGUAACCCUCCGGCAGCCGGCCUCCCCCGGCGCAGUCGUCACCUUGCACGGCCGUUUCGAGAUCUUAUCUCUCUCCGGAUCCUUUCUCCCCCCGCCCGCCCCGGCCGCCGCUUCCGGGCUCACUAUAUAUCUCGCCGGCGGACAAGGCCAGGUCGUGGGUGGCAGCGUCGUCGGCGCUCUUUUAGCCUCCGGCCCGGUUCUGGUCAUGGCGGCGUCAUUCAGUAACGCCGCAUACGAGCGGCUGCCGUUAGACGAAGACGAAGGCAAUGCGCUUCCUCUCCAAGGCGGCGGAGGAAUGGAUUCCCCCGGCGGCGUAGGCGGAGGAGGACAACAACAACAACAACAACAACCGCCGCCGCAACAACAACAAAUAUUAGCGGACCCGUCGAUGUUUCAUGGGAUGCCACCAAAUCUUCUCAACUCAAUUCAGCUUCCAAAUGAUCAGGGAUUCUGGGCCACCGGCCGACCUCCAUUUUAACCAGUCUCGUAGAGGAGAACAAGAUCAUAUCAUAUCAUAUCAUAUCAAGAACAAUGGUAAACUAAACUACUUUUAAUUUUCUCGAACGCAAUCACUUGUUUCAUUAUCAUAUCAUAUCAAACAUUGUAUGUUCGCAAAUAUUUAGGUUAAAAAACAGUUUCUUUUUCUUUUUACCAUUUCAAGUUUAAAUCUUACAUUUUCACAUUCUUUUCUCUUUAAUUUAUCAUGGAUUUUGAGAGUUUGAUGA
Messenger RNA from Ipomoea nil (Japanese morning glory), 1626 nucleotides. RefSeq names its product AT-hook motif nuclear-localized protein 24-like. Bases 486 to 1379 code for a protein of 297 amino acids. Gene Ontology annotation, biological process: vegetative to reproductive phase transition of meristem. Gene Ontology annotation, cellular component: nucleus. The record is from RefSeq and is a predicted model, not a curated record. Gene Ontology annotation, molecular function: minor groove of adenine-thymine-rich DNA binding; DNA-binding transcription factor activity. The transcript is spliced from 2 exons. Lineage: Eukaryota; Viridiplantae; Streptophyta; Magnoliopsida; Solanales; Convolvulaceae.